Morus notabilis is the source of this 4252-nucleotide messenger RNA. RefSeq names its product calcium-transporting ATPase 12, plasma membrane-type. NCBI's taxonomy places the organism in Eukaryota, Viridiplantae, Streptophyta, Magnoliopsida, Rosales, Moraceae. Gene Ontology annotation, biological process: calcium ion transmembrane transport. The coding region runs from base 72 to 3335 and encodes 1087 amino acids. Gene Ontology annotation, molecular function: ATP binding; ATP hydrolysis activity; P-type calcium transporter activity. The record is from RefSeq and is a predicted model, not a curated record. The transcript has a single exon. Gene Ontology annotation, cellular component: membrane; intracellular membrane-bounded organelle.
GUUGCUCACGAAUAACGUUGCCGUCACCGCCACAAUUUUUCUAUAUAAUGUAUAGAUUCCAAGAAACUUGAAUGAACGCUCUUUCUUUGCAACUGCUUUCUCCCCAUUCAAUAACAAAGCUAAGAACCAUGUCAAGCGUAGACAAUUCACGUAUUGCGUAUGGCAAAUUUAUCAUUGAAAUUACUAGAGCACAGAUGCGAUGGCGCAUGGCCUUUAGAGCUCUCCAUUUUGUCCGAAUCAUGCUGUCGCUUCCCAAACAGAUAAUCCUAGCCGAGUCAAACAAAUACAAUAGCCUUUCGGAGGCCUUGCUCUCUCAAUCGUACCCCGACAUAGUAGCGGAACCAAACACUAGUUCACAACACCAUGAACACAUUAAGACUUUCGGUGACGACAAAAUUUUUGUCCCCGAAGUUGACCACCAUGUCCUCACGGAAAUGGUUAAAGAAAAAGACUUGGUAUCCCUCCGCAGCCUCGGCGGAGUCGGAGGAAUCGCUAAAUCCCUCGGUACCAACCCUGAGAACGGAAUCACAGACAACGACCAAGACGUCAAUAAAAAGCGUGACAUGUUCGGCUCAAAUACAUACCACAAGCCACCUCCAAAAGGCUUGUUUUACUUCGUGGUGGACGCUCUGAAGGACACCACAAUUCUGAUCCUCCUAGUCUGCGCUGCUCUCUCUCUUGGGUUCGGCAUCAAAGAGCACGGCGCAAAGGAAGGUUGGUACGAAGGCGGCAGCAUCAUCAUCGCGGUGCUUCUGGUGAUCAUUGGCUCAGCUCUCAGCAACUUCAGACAAGAGACUCAGUUCGACAAGCUCUCGAAAAUAAGCGACGACAUCAAAAUCGACGUCGUAAGAAGCGGAAGGAGGCAAGAGAUCUCCAUCUUCGACAUCGUAGUAGGAGACGUUGUCUUACUCAACAUAGGCGAUCAAAUUCCAGCCGAUGGCCUAUUCUUAAGCGGUCAUUCUCUGCUCGUUGACGAGUCAAGCAUGACCGGAGAAAGUGAUCACAUCGAGAUCGAUUCCAACACGCACCCUUUCUUGUUCUCGGGCUCGAAGGUCGCCGACGGCUACGGGAAGAUGUUGGUGACGUCCGUGGGGAUGAACACGGCAUGGGGGGAGAUGAUGAGCUCAAUAACCCGCGACACGAACGAGAGGACGCCAUUGCAAGCUCGCCUCGAUAAGCUGACGUCUUCAAUUGGGAAGGUAGGCCUUACGGUUGCUUCUCUAGUUCUUGUAGUCAUGUUAGUUCGUUAUUUCACUGGAAACACGACGGACGACAAUGGAAAUAGGGAGUACAACGGUAGUAAAACCAGCGUAGACGAUAUUUUGAACUCAGUGGUGAACAUCGUCGCUGCGGCGGUGACCAUCGUCGUGGUGGCGAUACCGGAAGGAUUGCCCUUGGCCGUGACGCUAACUCUGGCCUAUUCUAUGAAGAGAAUGAUGGCUGACCAUGCUAUGGUGAGGAAACUAUCUGCUUGCGAGACUAUGGGCUCCGCAACUAUAAUUUGCACAGAUAAAACAGGUACUUUAACAUUAAACCAGAUGAAAGUUACUAAAUUUUGUCUCGGUCAAGAACAAAUAGGAGAAGAUUCUUCUAACGAAAUUGCGACGAAUGUUCGUGAAAUGUUCUACCAAGGAGUUGGUUUGAAUACUACUGGAAGUGUUUAUAAGCCUGAUCAGUCCGGUUCUGAACCUGAAUUUUCUGGCAGUCCAACGGAGAAAGCUAUACUUUCCUGGGCUGUUUUGAAUUUAGGUAUGGACACGGAGAAGUUGAAGCGUAAAUACGAGAUUCUACAUGUCGAAACGUUUAAUUCGGAGAAGAAACGAAGUGGGGUUAUGUUGAGAGAAAAUGUUAACAACAACAUUUAUGUUCACUGGAAAGGAGCUGCUGAGAUUUUAGUGGCAAUGUGCUCAAGUUAUUAUGAAAGUAAUGGGAUUAAAAAGUCUCUAGAUGAAGACGUAAGGAAAAGAAUUGGGAAAAUAAUUGAAGGCAUGGCAGCUAGCAGCCUUAGAUGUAUUGCUUUCGUGCAAUGCCAAGUUUCAGAAGAGGAAAUGGAGUACAGUGAUGAAGAAAAGACUCACAAAAAGCUCAAAGAAGAAGGCUUGGCAUUGCUCGGCAUAGUCGGACUCAAAGACCCAUGUCGACCGGGUGUCAUGAAAGCUGUCGAAGCUUGCAAAUCUGCCGGGGUGGCCAUAAAAAUGAUCACCGGAGACAAUGUCUUCACGGCCAAAGCUAUAGCCGUGGAGUGUGGAAUUCUGGAGCACAGAGAUCAAGCCAGCAGCGAUGGGGAAGUUGUCGAAGGUGUCGAAUUCAGAAACUACACAGAAGAAGAGAGAAUGAAGAGGAUUGACAACAUAAAAGUGAUGGCAAGGUCAUCACCCUUUGACAAGCUAUUGAUGGUGCAGUGUCUGAAACAAAAAGGACAUGUUGUCGCGGUCACUGGAGACGGGACCAACGAUGCGCCUGCGCUUAAAGAAGCCGACAUAGGGCUCUCCAUGGGUAUCCAAGGCACCGAGGUGGCAAAAGAGAGCUCCGACAUAGUCAUCUUGGAUGACAACUUCACCUCCGUGGCCACGGUCUUAAGGUGGGGCAGAUGCGUUUACAACAACAUACAAAAGUUCAUCCAAUUUCAACUGACUGUGAACGUCGCAGCACUAGUGAUCAACUUCGUCGCUGCGGUUUCAGCCGGGGAAGUUCCUCUGACGACGGUUCAGCUUCUGUGGGUGAACCUGAUCAUGGACACAUUAGGCGCACUGGCUCUGGCCACAGAGAGGCCUAGUGAUGAGCUAAUGAAGAAGCCGCCUGUUGGGCGGACAGCGCCUUUAAUAACAAAUGUUAUGUGGAGGAAUCUACUAGCUCAAUCGAUGUUCCAAAUAGCAAUACUCUUGAUCUUACAAUUCAAUGGUGAGUCCAUGUUUAAUGUGACUGAGGAGGUAAAUAACACCCUUAUUUUCAACAUUUUUGUGCUUUCCCAAGUCUUCAACGAGUUCAAUGCUAGGAGUACGGAGAAGAAGAAUGUGUUCAAAGGGAUUCAUAGGAAUAGACUGUUCAUGGGAAUUGUGGGGGUAACUCUUGUUCUUCAAGUGAUAAUGGUUGAGUUUUUGAAGAAGUUUGCAGACACAACGAACCUGAACUGGAAGGAGUGGUUGGGAUGUAUUGGUGUGGCGUCUCUGACAUGGCCACUUGGCUGGUUUGUGAAGUCGAUUCCGGUCUCGGACGAGCCACCUCUUCUUGAUUAUCUAAAGAGCUCGGUGUUUAAAUUUACAAGGAUUACCAAGAUCUUUCGGAGAACAGAAAAUUCUACCUCAAGACUUGGACUUAGAUGUGGGAAAUGUUAAGUUGAAAAGGUACUAUUGUCCGUAGAAAAAGGGUAACAAAGGGUAUGUUCUUCAAUUUCUCUCUCGGAUGCAGCGGCAAACGCUCCUAAUAACUUCGAUGGCUCUGCCGGCAGGCUGGAUCAGGAUUUACUCGGAUGCCGAUGUUGGCUCCAUUGACUCAACCCUCGCAGUAGUGGCUUGUGACACAUCGGGGGAUGUUGUCCUCCCCCGAACCGAGAGGUCCUCUGCUACCGAUCCUCUGGUUGCGGAAGCUUUAGCUCUUCGACUUGGUCUUGUCAUGGCUUGUUACUGAGGGUGGGAUGCUAUCGUCUGUGAAAGCGAUCACGCCCUUGCUGUCUCCGGCCUUAAUUCCCCCCUUGACAGGUGUAACCGGAGGCUGAACUUCUUGAAGGAUGAAGUUGACAACCUAUGAAGCAAACUUACUGAUUCCUCGAGACCUUAAUUUUGCAGCCCACAAUAUGGCUGUGGUCGAGAGUAUAAACACUUACCGGACUUUUGAUACAAGUUUGAUCACCAAUGGUGUUCUCUCUGAUGUCUCGGAGUGGCGUCCCCAUCUCUGAGUUCUCUUCUUGUGGGAUGUUGUUCACGGUUUUGCUUAUUGUUCGUCUUCUUUUCUUGUUUUGCCUGUUUGUUCUGGUUCCUGUUAGUGGUGUUAGUUGUAGGCCUUGGCGCCCAUUUACUAUAUGAAUGAAACUCUCAUCUAGCAAAUGCAUACACACACGCGCGCGCGCGUGUGUGUAUCUAUGUAUGUAUGUGCACUUGUAUUAUAUAAGCAUUGACCACUACUAAUUUGGGAAUUUCAGUACUUUUGCUAACAAAAGAGCAAAAAAAAAAAAAAAAAAAAUUUUGCUAUUAGCAAGGGUUGGAAUGAUUUAUUAUUAUGGAUUGAAAUGGAUACGGUAAAAUGUAUUGUCGUU